Aspergillus affinis is the source of this 6249-nucleotide messenger RNA. Its product is annotated as type I polyketide synthase. Gene Ontology annotation, molecular function: fatty acid synthase activity; phosphopantetheine binding; 3-oxoacyl-[acyl-carrier-protein] synthase activity. Lineage: Eukaryota; Fungi; Ascomycota; Eurotiomycetes; Eurotiales; Aspergillaceae. Gene Ontology annotation, biological process: secondary metabolite biosynthetic process; fatty acid biosynthetic process. The record is from RefSeq and is a predicted model, not a curated record. The transcript has 7 exons. Bases 1 to 6249 code for a protein of 2082 amino acids.
AUGGUCAAUGCGGCCAGUGUUCUCCAUUUUGGAGAUCAGACGGUGGAUAUUAGUUCCUCGCUGCAGGAUCUGGCUCGUGUAUCCAAGUCGUCUCAAACACUCGCCACCUUUCUGCAGAUUGGUGUCGAUACUCUGCGUGCAGCCCUAUUCUCUCUCCCGUCGGCUGUUUUAUCUGAAUUAUCGUGGCACACCUUGAUAGAUCUCGGAGAUGCCUUGGCAGAUAGGCCGUAUGAGUGCGCUCCUUUGGCGCCGGCAGUACUGUGUAUUUGCCAGCUAGGAUAUCUGCUUGUCCAUCUCGAGCGAGACCCUCAAACUUUGUUCAGCAAUGAUAGAAAGAUUCUGCUGGGAGUAUGCACGGGCAUGCUUCCUGCAUCUAUAGCAGCGUGUAUCACGUCUGUGAAAGAAUUACUCAAUAUUAGUCCCGAACUGAUUCGAAUUGCCGUGCGAUUGGGGGUUCAAGUCUCCGCUCGAUCCCAAAGCCUGGAUAAAUCAACUGAAAGAUGGGCAUUAGCUUGCGCGGGGCUCUCGCUGAACUCUUUAAAAGAGAUCAUCGUUCAGUUCCAUCAAAUUCAUUCUGUGUCUUUACCUCGGCGACUCUAUAUUAGUGCCUUGGUGAAUCAAUCCUCAUUCACAGUCAGCGGACCACCUACGAAGCUACGGCGUUUUUCGGAUUUUAUAGGAACACGUUGCCCUGAAACUCGGAGGACCUGGCUAUCCUUAUAUGGCGCCUACCACGCCAGUCAUAUCCAUGACGGGGAUAUUGAAUCAAUCAUGGGCAACUCCCCGAUACUCGACAGGCCGAUCUCGUCAAAUAGAUCGGUUAUCUCAACUAGCACCGGUCGUGCCAUGGAUGACGUGUCGACACUCGGAGAUUGCCUGCACAUUGCUCUACUUGAUAUUCUGCGGCGACCGCUCGAUUGGACGGUAAUAAUUGACGACCUGGUUAACUGUGAUCUGACUGAUCCAGUACUUACUGUCAUCGGGCCAUCAUAUAUGACAAUGUCUUUGAAAGAAACCCUGAAAUGGGUCGAAAAAACCAGUCCGACUGAAUACGAAAUCGCCCACCAGACUCAAGAUGGAAGUAUUUCAGGCGCUUUCGCAAUUGUGGGAAUGUCUGGGAGGUUCCCAGGCAGCGAGAAUCUAGAUGAAUUUUGGAAUGUCCUUGAAGAAGGACUGGACCUUCAUCGAGAGAUUCCCGCCAACCGAUUUCCCGUCGAAACACAUUGCGACCCCACCGGCCAGAUUCCAAACACAACGACAACGCCAUAUGGUUGUUUUGUCGACCAUCCAGACCUCUUUGACGCCCGCCUUUUCAACAUGUCGCCGAGGGAAGCAGCGGCAACGGACCCCAUCCACCGACUACUGCUCCUGACUACAUACGAGGCGCUCCAGAUGGCAGGAUACUCCCCCGACCGGACACCUUCGACGCAGCGUCAUAGGAUCGGGACAUUCGUGGGCCAAACAAGCGAUGACUGGCGUGAGGCCAACGCUAGCCAGAAGAUCGACGCCUUCUGGACCACCGGUGGCGUGCGUGCCUUUGGUCCCGGCAGGCUUAAUUACCACUUUGGCUGGGAAGGGCCCAGUUACAGCAUCGAUGCUGCAUGCUCGUCCAGCAUGGCAGCUAUUCAAAUUGGAUUGACAGCGCUGCGCAGUCGCGAAUGUGAUAUGGCCGUUGCUGGGGGUGCGAAUAUCAUGACCUCCUCGGAUCCGUUUGCUGGACUAAGUCGGGGGAGCUUCCUAUCGCCCACUGGAUCGUGCAAGACGUGGGACUCCACUGCGGACGGUUACUGCCGUGGUGAUGGAGUCGGGAUUGUGGUGAUCAAACGCCUCGAGGACGCCAUCGCAGACCGGGACCGAAUCCAAGCGGUGAUCAGGAGUAUUUCGACGAAUCAUUCGGCUCAAGCAAUCUCAAUCACACACCCUCAUGCCGCUACUCAGCAAAGACUAUUCAAAACGGUCCUCGAUGACGCUGGCGUGCACCCCGAUCAGCUCAAUUACGUUGAGAUGCAUGGAACGGGGACCCAGGCGGGCGAUGGCAUCGAGACCAGCGCUGUAUCCCAGGCACUUGCUUCGCGACGAACUGAUAGCCCCCCAUUAUAUAUCGGAUCUAUCAAGCCUAAUAUUGGCCACGGGGAGGCGGCUUCGGGCGUCGCAUCGGUCAUUAAAUCAGCUUUGAUGUUCCAGAGAAAUGUGAUCCCACCACAUACCGGAAUCAAGGGCACGAUCAACCCAAGCAUCCCUCUAAAGAAGCUUAACGCGGUGAACAUCAGGAUACCAAUGGAAAAAAUUUCCUUUACGGCAGACCCAGCCGGUGACGGGAAACGACGUAUUCUGAUCAACAACUUCAAUGCGGCAGGGGGCAACACAAGUAUGCUGCUUGAAGAUGUGCCCUCCGAGCGACCGGUCGGUCAUACCCCGGAUCCUCGAAGUUGUCACGUCGUCAUAGUCUCUGCAAAGACGCCCGAUUCUAUCCAAGGAAAUGCCAAGCGAUUGCUCAGCUACCUCAAAGCCCAUCCAGGAACGGAUCUUGCGGACCUAGCCUAUUCCACCACGGCAAGGCAGAUGCAUCAUGGCUAUCGAAGAACUCACGUCGUCGAAAGUAGCGAGCAGUUGAUAGCAUCCCUGCAAAAUGAUCUGAGCACAAAGGCCGAUGUUACUCUUGCAAAUAAGACCCCCUUCGCCGUCUUCCUAUUUCCCGGCCAGGGGUCGCUCUACUCCGGUCUGGGGCACACGCUCCUGUCAACGUCCAAGGCAUUUGCAAAGCGGAUUGGUGAGAUCGACGAAAUUUGCCGCAUGCUAGAGUUUCCGUCGGUCCUGGACCCGAUUAGAGACCCAGAAUUCGACUAUGCCACUUGCAGAUCGAUCCAGGGACAGUUGGUCAUUUUGGCCUGCAACAUCGCCCUAGCCGACCUGUGGACCUCGUGGGGCGUUUCACCGCAGCUCGUGACAGGGCAUAGCCUGGGAGCCUAUGCCGUUUGGUGCACAGCAGGGGUUCUCAGUCUACAUGAUACAAUCUAUCUGGUGGGACAGCGGGCGCUCCUGAUCGAGCAGACCUGCGAAUCGGGCAGCCAUGCAAUGCUAACAGUCAGUCUAUCGGCCGAAGAUCUACAAGACCAUCUUCAUGCCUUUCCCUCCUGCGAGAUCGCAUGCUUCAACGGCCCAAAGAACACCGUUAUCAGCGGGACGACAGGCGACAUUGCUGGUCUAGAGACCACCCUGAAAUCCUGUAGCGUGCAAACGUUAUUAAUCAAGGUCCCUUAUGCGUUCCAUUCCUCUCAGCUCGAUAGCUGUCUGGACGGGUUGCAGGCUCUCUGCGAGAAAGUGGAGUUCCAUAAGCCUCAGAUUCCGAUCCUCUCGACACUUCUGGGGGAAGUUGUCUCUGAUGCAGGCAUAAUUAAUGCAGACUACGUUACGCGGCAAACCCGACAGUCCGUGAACUUCCUCGGCGUCAUUGAGAAUUACGCCGCGAUGGCAGGAUUCAACGCCAAAUCGACCUUCUGGAUAGAGAUGGGCGCCCGGCCCUUAUGUCUGCCGAUGGUGAAGACCAUUCUCGGUAGCUCCGCGGUGAAUGCCCUGCCGUCUAUGACACCGCGCGAAGAGAACUGGUUCACGUUGAAUAAGAGUCUCGCAAAGGCCUACUGCGGUGGAUUUAAUAUCAAUUGGAUGGCAGUGCACAGAGAAUAUGAGCCCUCAAUGAGACUGCUUCCACUGCCGAGCUAUGCCUUCGACCUCAAGAGCUACUGGAUACAAUACGAAGGGGACUGGUUGAUCACGAAAUCAAGCCAGCAGGGCCUGGUCAAGUCGGAACUCUCGGCGAAAAAGAAGCUUAGCGCUACGCUGCAAAAGAUCGAUAGGGAACACUUCUCGGCUGGUGAAGCGACUGUUAACUUCGUUUCCAACCUGGCAGAUCCUGACUUGAACGCAGCCAUCUCGGGCCAUCUGGUCAAUGGACAUCGGCUUUGCCCUAGCUCGGUGUAUGCAGAUAUGGCGUUCACUGCGGCAGCGUAUGUAUGGCGCCGUAUGGAGAGCAGCGAAGUCCCUGCAAUGGACGUUUCGAGCAUCGAGGUCCGGCAACCGUUAUUGUACACCGGCGGCGAUGGCCACCUGGUGAAAGUCACGGCUUUCAGAGGGUCCGGUGCCAAGUUUAUUACGGUACAGAUCAGCUCCGUGAAGUCCAAUCAGGAGGAGACCACACAUGCCAAUUGCGAAGUCCACUAUGGUAACGGUGAUGCAUGGAUAGUGCAGUGGGCGAAACAGCAUUAUCUGAUCCAAGGGCGGAUGGACAGUCUAGACAAAUCCUGCCAGUCGGGAAUGCUGCAUCGCAUUGAGCGCAAAGAGGCCUACAAAGCGUUUGCCACAUUUGUAGACUACAGUUCAAAAUUUCAGGGCAUGGACGACGUGUUGCUUGAUCCACAGUUCUUGGAGGCUUCGGCGGUGGUGCAGUUCCAAACCACUCCGAGCGAUCAAAAAUUCACUGUUUCUCCAUACUGGAUAGACAGUCUGGCGCACCUUUCUGGCUUCAUUCUCAACACAAGCGAGACCAUCCCGGAUGACAUUGUGUAUAUCUCGCAUGGCUGGGGGAGUAUGCGCUUUGCUCGCCCUCUGUCAGAACUUGCCAGCUACCGGACAUAUGUUCGAAUGCAGGAGACAGGCGAGCCGGGUGUCAUGGCUGGUGACGUGUACGUUAUGGAACAACAGAAGAUUAUCGCAGUCGUUAGCGAUGUGAAAUUCCGGUCGAUCAAGAAACGAUUCUUGAACGUUCUUCUGCCUUCCAACACCCCUGGAGUCAGCGUUCCCGUGAAACCGAAGCCCAGUGUAGCGAAGGCCUCAAAUGAAAGACCACACGGUAUUGAAAUUCCAGCGCCACCGACAAGCCCGUCCUUUGAUAAAGUCAUUUCUUUGAUCUGCGAGGAAACUGGCGUGGCCGUGGACGAACUAACCAAUGAGACUGAUCUUGCGGAUAUCGGAUUGGACUCCUUGAUGGCGAUCUUGAUCGUCGAUAGACUGCGACAGGAGCUGCAGGUUGAAAUACCUAGCUCGGCAUUCCUUUGUCCACAGCUGGGUGAUCUGCGCCAGUUCUUCGAGGAGCGCUUCCAAGACGCUAUGGAUGCAUAUUCCACGGCCCCGUCUAGCGUUAAAUCCACAUCGCCCAUCAGCACUCCCACCAGCGAAGACGGACCUAGUUUUGCGAAUACAUUGCGCACUAUCAUUGCGAGCGAGCUGGGUCUUCCCCUUCAUGAGAUCGAGCCCGACGUUGCAUUCUCCGAGAUGGGAGUUGACUCACUCCUUGGGCUGACGAUUACCAAUGCUGUCUACGAACAGACUGGUCGAAGAAUCUCUUCUAGCUUUUUCAGUGAAUAUUCCACCUACGCGGAAGUUCAAGAGGCCUUUGGUAGUCCAUACGCUCCAGAGCCCGUGCCUAUCGCUACUAUUCCCGAGAUCCCACCGCCUCGGCGUCAGUCCGUUCUUCUCCAGGGCACACUCACUUCGAGCUCUCCGGCCUUAUUCCUGCUGCCCGACGGCUCUGGAAGCGCGGGUUCAUAUGCCGGACUACCUGUACUGGGAGACUCCGAGCGACCAGUCUGGGGGAUCCACAGUCCGUUUCUGCGAUGCCCAGAACAGUUCCAGCACUCCCUGAAAGAAGUAGCGGAGAUGUACGUUGAGGAGAUCUUGCGAUUGGAUCCCAACGGGCCAUAUUUGGUUGGUGGAUGGAGUAUCGGCGGCAUCUACGCUUUCGAAGCUUCUUGUAUUCUCCGGCAACGUGGCAAGACAAUCGUUAGCCUUCUUCUCAUCGAUUCGCCAUGCCCCGGGACCAUCCCCCCUCUAACCUCCGAGACCGUCGACCUGCUAGAUCGGUUGGGCAUCACGACUAGUAGUAAAUCGCAGAAAGAUCGCAGCGCCACGCACGCCCACUUCCUAGCCAGCAUCGAGGCGCUGAAGUCGUAUAUACCGCAGCCUAUGAUGGAUGAGAAUGCCCCACCGUGUCUGACGCUCUGGGCGCGUAGCGGGGUGUGGGAGUCUGUUCCAAAGGAAGAGCAAGCAAAGAUGAGGGCCACAUGGGGUGAUGACAGUUGUGACGCCCAGCGAUGGAUCAUGGAUCCAAGGACAUGGCGUGGGGCGAACGGGUGGGAUCAGUUGAUGCCACAAAUUAAUGUGGAAGUGGUAGAUGGGAACCACUUUAGCAUCAUGAAGAGACCUCAGAUUCUCGAAGUUGGUCGUGUCUUAGCGAGCUACCUAAAGGAUUACUAG